This is a messenger RNA of Drosophila busckii, 2585 nucleotides long. It is a transcript of the gene Exo70, whose product is annotated as exocyst complex component 7. Gene Ontology annotation, molecular function: phosphatidylinositol-4,5-bisphosphate binding. Lineage: Eukaryota; Metazoa; Arthropoda; Insecta; Diptera; Drosophilidae. The record is from RefSeq and is a predicted model, not a curated record. Gene Ontology annotation, biological process: exocytosis. The coding region runs from base 19 to 2184 and encodes 721 amino acids. The transcript is spliced from 10 exons. Gene Ontology annotation, cellular component: exocyst.
UGCAAGUAUGGCAGCUCCAUGCAUAAACAGCUGUUUUCUUAUUGGUGUUUAAAGUAUGGCAACUCCACGCAUUUAUUGAUUUUUAUUAAAAGCCAGACGAUGAAUAAUUUAGAUAGUUCGCUGCAAGCGCACAACAAAUUAGAAAAAGAAACUACAAAUUUGGUGCUACUCAAAGAUCGCGUAGAUAAGUAUCAUGAUUUAUCAACACAAAUGUCCAGCAUACUCACCAUAUUCGAGAAGCGCUUGGGCAACUUGGAACAAACCAUACUGCCCGUGUAUCAGGAAACAGAACAACUGCAAAAGCGACAACAGAAUCUGGAAGCCACGCUUAAUUGUCUGGAGAGCGUGCUCUCGCAUUAUGAUGUGUCACAGGAGGUGUGUCAGCUGAUUCAUCAGGGACCCGUUGAGGGUAACAUUGCUGUAUUCCUAGAUGCGCUGGCCAAGCUGCGCGCUGCUAUGGAUUACUUUCUGCACAACAACUCCCAAAGCGUUGAGCUAGAGAAUGUCACUAGCUUAUUCAAUACCGGCUGUGAGGGUCUCAAUCAACACUACAGCAUGCUGCUGAAGAAGCAUAGCGCGCCUUUAAAACCCGUGGAGCUGCUGGACUUGAUUUAUAUUGAAGACGAUUCGUCAAGUGAUGAGUUUACCUCGUUUCGGCAGCUGUCGCAGAGCACCAGAGAAGAAUUAUUUACAAUAUCACAUUGGCUGGAACAGAAUUUAAGAGAAUACACACACAUCUAUGCUACGGAGCGUGGAGAAGUUGUUUUACGCUCGCUGCAGCUGCUAAAAGAUCAUCAAAAGAGCAGCAGCUGGGGCACUGAAGCGCUGCGACCAAGACACAGUGGACGACAAAAUGAGCCCAAGAAAAACACCUCAGCGCGCCUACAACAAAUCUUUGAAAAGAAGGCAAAUAAAUUAUAUUUACGCGCUACACAGACCAUAGAGCAGUCCACUGGUUUUUCUAUUAAGAAAGCCUCUUCGCACUCGGAUCACUUGACCUCUGAGGAUUUGCUUGAUGGCGAUCAGGAGCUGGACAAGUAUUUGGUUAUGCUGUUGGGUCUGCAGCGUCUGCUCAACUGGGAGCGCGCCAUUAUGCGCGAUAUUAUACCACCGUCCAAGCAUAAUGAAGUUUUUGCCAGACUGGCCUACAAUGCCAUAGAGCUGGUGGUCAAGGAUGCAGAGUCCAUAACGCAACGCAUACUGCGCUGCAUUUCACGCAAGGAGUGGACCUCUGCAUUGGGCAUUUUCUCUGCGCUGAAGCGCGUCAUAUUGCUACAGCCCGACAUGGAGCGCACCUAUGAUACGGCACAGCGGGAACAGCUGACGAAAGUGCUCAACAAAUUGCAGCAAACAGGCGCUAAGGCGCUGGAACAUUUUCUGGAUGUGGUCAAGGGUGAAUCGAGCACAAAUAUUGUAGGCCAAAGCAAUGUGCCCAAGGAUGCGACCGUGCAUGAGCUUACGUCCAAUACAAUUUGGUUUAUCGAGCAUUUAUAUGAGCACUUUGAUGUCAUUGGCGCCAUCUUGGCGCAGGAUGUGCUCUACUCCACACAACUAGACACUAUACUGAUGAAAAAGGCGCUGCCUGGCGAGGAGCGCAACAAGGCGCUGCUAGCUAUUUACAUAAAGAAAGCCUUGGCGGAGCUGAAUCUUUCGAUUAUGAACAAAUGCGAGCAGUAUAACGAUCAGGCAACGAAGCAUCUAUUUCGUCUUAAUAACAUACACUAUAUACUCAAGUCGCUGCAGCGUUCAACGCUCAUUGAUUUAGUCACCUUGGCUGAGCCAGAGUGCGAGCAUAGCUAUUUGGAAAUGAUACGAGAGCUGAAGACAAGCUAUCAGAAGACCUGGUCCAAAAUGCUAGCAGGCAUUUACUCGCUGGACGAGCUGCCGAAGCCUGUGGCAGGCAAGGUUAAGGAUAAGGAUCGCAGUGUGCUCAAGGAGCGCUUCUCGAAUUUCAACAAGGACUUUGAGGAAGCCUGCAAGAUCCAACGUGGCAUUAGCAUACCCGAUGUUAUAUUGCGUGAGGGCAUCAAACGCGACAAUGCGGAGCACAUACUGCCCGCUUACACUCGUUUCUAUGAAAUAUACGCUUCGGUGCAGUUCAGCAAGAAUCCGGACAAGUAUGUCAAGUAUAGGCCGCAUGAGAUAAAUGCCAUGCUGAGUAAAUUGUUUGAUGAUUCCGCUUAGAGUUCAGCCCUAGUUAUAGUUAUUUAAUAAAUCAAAAUGCAAAUUGCGGCAGGAUAAGGAUGGCAGUGUGCUCAAAGAGCGUUACACGAAUUUCAACAAAGACUUUGAGGAAGCCUGCAAGAUGGAAAACAUUAUUCAUAGCAUAAACCAGCCUAGUUAUAGUUUUAUAAUAAAUACCGAAAUGUAUAAAAUGCAAAUUGCGGCAGGAUAAGGAUAGUAGUGUACUCAAGUAGCGCUUCUAGAAUUUCAACAAGGACUUUGAGGAAGCCUGCAAGAUCAUCAAACGCAACAAUGUGGAGCACAUACAAUCAACAAGUAUACGCCGCAUAAGCUGAGUAAAUUGUUUGGCGAUUCCGAUUAAAGUUCAAUGCGCUCGGCUUUUUAAUUCCAACACAAUAAAU